GAACGGAUCACGCCCGAGGAGCUGGUGAUGCGUACCUGCGAAAGCGUCUUCCACGUCCGCUGCUUCGCGUGCGUCGUCUGCGGUAUGCGCCUACAAAAGGGCGAUCACUACGUCUUCAAGCAGGGCCAGGUGCUCUGCAAGCCCGACUACGAAAAGGAGGUGGAGAUGCUGCAGGGCUACUCGCACAGCGAGUACUUCUGCGACGAAAUAAUACCGUCGCCCCGAUCCGUCGACGGACGCAGGGGGCCCAAGAGACCGCGUACGAUUCUGACCACCCAGCAGCGUCGAGCCUUCAAGGCGUCUUUUGAAGUCAGCCCGAAGCCCUGCAGAAAAGUGCGCGAGGCGCUCGCCAAAGACACCGGCCUUAGCAUUAGAAUCGUACAGGUGUGGUUCCAAAACCAAAGGGCGAAGAUGAAGAAGAUGAAAAAGAAGGCCGGCCAGGAAAAGCUGGGCGGUGACUUGGACGACGACAAGAAGAUAGGCGUUAAAGAAGAAGAACAAAGUCCAGCGGCUUUCCUGAAUGACAGCUGCAGCGACUCAGAGACGGGGAAGGACGUUUUCUCCAGUAUAAAACAAGAGAGUAACCUAUUCCUGAACAUAAAGGAGGAGCAGGACAGCAAUGGGGCCUUCUUCAAACCCGACGGAGGUCAUCACCUGUCCAGUUCCGGUCUUACCGGCGGCGUUGACAAGUUUCAGAGUGGCUACGUCGGUUUUCCCUUCGCCAGUCUGGAUUCCGGUCAGCUUUCCAUGUUCUUAACGCCACCACCCGCGCACAAAAAUGUCGUAACGCACUCCGUUCACUUGGACAUCAAUCCGAUAGAUCGCUUGUACUCGAUGCAGAAUUCGUACUUUUGCGCUGAGGAACCUUCGAUAAUUGACCACUAGGACGUUUUCGUUGACGCUUCGCUUUUCGCAUUUGUUCUGUUAAUAAUGUCGAUGACUUAGUUUUAUAUACAUAA
Molecule: messenger RNA, 959 nt
Organism: Photinus pyralis (common eastern firefly)
Lineage: Eukaryota; Metazoa; Arthropoda; Insecta; Coleoptera; Lampyridae
Product: LIM homeobox transcription factor 1-alpha-like
Exons: 3
Coding region: 28-885 (285 amino acids)
Biological process (GO): neuron differentiation; regulation of transcription by RNA polymerase II
Cellular component (GO): nucleus
Molecular function (GO): DNA-binding transcription factor activity, RNA polymerase II-specific; RNA polymerase II transcription regulatory region sequence-specific DNA binding
Source: RefSeq, a predicted model, not a curated record